ACUGACCAAUUAGAGUGUGGGAAGUCCACGAGAGGGCGGUGACUGAUAGCUUUAAACCAAUCACAGCGGGCAGGGCGGGAUAUUCUAAUGAGCAGGGAACACCUCAAUGUUCAGCAAUGCGAGGGGCGUGAGGGGAAGACUCAAAAUUGAGAUCCCCAAAUAUUGUCCGACCGCAGUAACAGAGACGCGUGUUAGGGAAAACGCUCAAACUAAAUGGGAAUUGUCUCUUUUGAACGUGAUAAACGUCCACAGCUAUAACAGAAUCAGGCUGACGCAGAUCAUAUUGAAAGAUUGAUUGCUUUUGUUCUGCUGGGAAGGGUGAGGAGCAUCCUGCUGGACCUCGGGGUUCCUCUGAAGAUGGAAGAAGAGCGCAGUCGCAAUAAAGAGCGUCUGGAGGCCAGUUUGACGUGGCUGUGUGAGCUGGAGAUCCUGAAGCAGCGGCAGGAGAGCCUGGUCCUCGGUGCCCUGUCCCUCGGGGACUCCGUGCCGGGAUGCCCCGCUUGGGGUGAUGUGGGUCCGGCCCGCAGCAGCAGAGAGCAGGAGCACAUCACUUUAAGACGACAGCUGAACAAACUCCAGGGCGCCCCCAGCCUGCUGAUGCUGGCACUGCAACAGCAGCUCAGUGAGUUGAGGUUGGAUCCAGGACUCACAUGUGAGCAGAAUACAGAGGAGGAUUUGGACAGUCCCAGCGCUUCAAGCUCAGGGUUUUAUGAGCAAAUUGAAAGUCUGUCUCCUCCACUGCGUUCCUGUUCCUCCCCAAACCUCAGUGUGUCCUGUCACAGGCCCAGAUCUAUGGAUGCCUACAUGCUGGACUGGGAGGGUUAUAUGGAGCCCACAGUACAUGUCGCCAUGCCCCGCUCAUUUUCAGCCCCAUACCCCCCACUGGAGGGUAUUGCGGAGGGAAUAGAGGAGGAAGAAGAAGAUGAAGAAAGUCCUCAGUGGGUUACAGAUCAGAUAGCUGAUGAAAGCCUGACUCCAGAGAUGAGUCUCACUUCUGAUGCUGAGGCAGAUCCUGCUGUGAAGAUAGAAGAUGGCCCAACGGAAGAAGACAUCCAGCAGGCAAUGCGUGUGGAGACGUACAUCCUGGGACUCUUGCAGCGAAGGCAUCUCAGAUCUACAGCAGAACUCAGAUCUGAUCCCGAUCAGUGGCAUGACUUACACACAUACCCACCAAGUUACCCACAGUUUGAGUGGCAGGAAUGGGUAACUCUCUCUGAGGAAGAGAAUGAGCGUGAAUCCCAAGAUAGAUAUUACAUGAACCUUCCCAGUGCCCAAGCUGGACCAACUUCCCUAAGCAGUGAAGAGCCAGAAUCCUCCUUGGAAAUUGAUCAGUAUGGAGUCGAAGAAGUCCACACCAGCAGCAACGACUCUCCUAGGCAUCCACCGGUUUACAUCGAACGCCGUCCCACAAUGACAGAUACAAUGAAACCCCAUAUUCACACCUGCUGCAAUCACACCUACGUACCUACGUUGUCAGCUGCUGAGUCCCAUGAGCAGCACCAGCCCACUCCAUCCCAAAAGUGGGCUCUUCUUUGGUCCCUAGCCAGAAGGAGUCCAGAGGAAAGGUGGACAACUCAAGGAGAUAGCCAAACGAAGUCGACCACCCGCUCUCGGUCAGAAGACAAUUGCGUAUCUCAAGGGUGGACCGCCCAACCAGAGCACAAAUAUUAUACUGUGGGACGGGACAUGGGCAAGCAUCAUAGCGACGAACUGUAUCCAUCUAAUCAGCGGCUGUGGUGCUCCUCGGCAGACCUCAGUCAAGAAGAAGAUGACGGGAUAUUCAGAGAAGACGUUAAUGAUUUCAAACUAAAUCAGUUACCCGCCAAACGCACCGUUCAAUUUGUGGAGCAGGACCUGAGGGUGCAAGAGGCCGCUACUGCACCCACCGAUGGGUCCAACUCCAGUCUGAGUGAGACCUUCUCUCCAGGAAACAGUUCGGUGUCUAGUGACUCAGAUGAGAGCGGAGGGCUGGUCUGGCCUCAGCAACUGCCCCCUCGCUUGACCCCGUCCCCUUCUUCAUCCCAGAAUCCCUCCAAUGCCGUGGUCAAGAUUAAGGCCUCACAUGCGCUCAAAAAGAAGAUUAUGCGAUUUCGUUCAGGCUCCCUCAAACUCAUGACCACGGUCUGAGUCUGAACCAUGAACAUCUCUGCCCAUUUAUCCUUUAAAAUUCAUUUGAGAGCUUUAUGUAAUACUCUUACAUUAUAUGUGGUGUACUGAAUACUGAUUUCGGGUCCAAGCCUGUACUCUAUUUCAAAUGAGAAUACUGUCCCAACAGUUAUUUAUGAGUACUCAUUUAUGGCACAUAACUCACAGUGUACAGUCUCUGGCCUCAAAAAGUUAUGGGUAACAAUAUUUUAUUUAUUUAGAAAAAAUGUGUGAGGUUAGGAUCAUGUUUUUUUAGUAGUUCUACAGCAAACUGUGGGUGUAUAUCAGCACUGUUUGUUGCUUGCUUUUGGGAUCUGAUAGAGCAUUAAGACUUAGAAACUGUGACGUGAUGUCAGACUUAAACCAGAUAUAUACACUUGUUUUUAAUUUCAUUUUAAGAAAAAAAAAAUUAUUUUUUUUUUGCAGCAUCUUGAUUUCCUUAUUUUUACCUCUGGGAUUAUAGUAUCUUUCUUCGUGUUAAUAAAAUAUUUGAUGAGAUGCAAGGACAAGAUACAAAUCAAACCCACUAAGCGCACCAAACCCAUUACAAUAUUAUAUGAUUACAUGAAUUAGUUUGUACAAAAAAAUGAAGAUUUUGGCAUCAUUUACUUACCCUCGUGUCAUUUCAAACCUACAUGACUUUCUUUUGUGGAGCACAAAAGGAUCACAUAGUAUUUAGUCCAUACAACAAAGUCAAUGGCCACCAAAACUGUUUGAUCACCAACAUUAUUUAAAAUAUUUGUUCUGCAUGUGAAUGACAUGAAGGUGAGUAAAUGACAGAAUUUAUAGUUUUGGGUGAACUAUCCCUUUAAGAAUGACUGUGUAUGUUUAUAAAUCCCUUUCUUCAGCUUUAAGUUCUAAGGCAUGCUCAUAAAUCUUAUAUUUUUAACAAUACUGCUAUAUAUUGUAGCUUUCCCUGCUAAAUAAAGCCAUUUUAAGAAGAGGGAGGUAAACAAGAUCAGGAAAGGACCUCAAGCCAGGGCUUGAACUGUGAAGAGUGUGGCUCGCAAUGACGUUUUAACACUAUGUUCAUGAUGAUAACAUCAUGCAGUCCAAAAUGUCUGGGACUUUCCACAAGCAAACAGGAAUUACUAGGAACUCAGAGCAAUCUGCAGCAUGAAGAGAAAUUGAUUCUCAUUAGCUUAGCAUUUUAAAGAGGCCAUUGUCAAGACUUACACACAUGACAGGAUUUUCCUGGAGUGCUAAUGGAGGCAUCUUUAUCAGUACUACGUACCACUUUGCCUGCCAUGUCCCAGGUGUUGUCUCUAGUUUGCACAUACCUUAUCCAUUCAUAAAAAUGAAGUCAGCUUGAUGAAUAUUUUGUAGCAUGUUUGUUAAAAUGCAUUUGUAGUGUACUGAAAUUUUUCAACAUUUAUAGUAAUUGGUUAGUAUUUAUACUGUAUGAACUUUGAUGUCACAUAGCUUCUUUACUGGCGCCACCUAGUGCAUUGGAGGACUUGGGAAAUGUCAUUUUCUUGCUGCUACACAGACAAACUCCUUUACCUGUGCUGUACAGUGGAAAUAGAUUCCAGUGUGGAGUGUGUUAAAAUAUGCCUUUCCUGAAAAUAAUUCUUCACCAUUUCUGAUUUCAUGCUCACAGUGUAUUUUAAAGAUUUUCAUGUGGUCUUUGAAAAUGUUCCUGCACAUUGCAUGUUGUAAAUAAACAUAUUCAUAGUCA
This is a messenger RNA of Carassius auratus (goldfish), 3823 nucleotides long. RefSeq names its product dishevelled-binding antagonist of beta-catenin 3b (gene dact3b). Gene Ontology annotation, biological process: negative regulation of canonical Wnt signaling pathway. NCBI's taxonomy places the organism in Eukaryota, Metazoa, Chordata, Actinopteri, Cypriniformes, Cyprinidae. Gene Ontology annotation, cellular component: cytoplasm. The record is from RefSeq and is a predicted model, not a curated record. The transcript is spliced from 4 exons. Bases 358 to 2127 code for a protein of 589 amino acids.